Phalacrocorax carbo (great cormorant) is the source of this 1340-nucleotide messenger RNA. The record is from RefSeq and is a predicted model, not a curated record. NCBI's taxonomy places the organism in Eukaryota, Metazoa, Chordata, Aves, Suliformes, Phalacrocoracidae.
AUGGCGGCACGAGACUCCAGCUGCUGCCUGCUGCUGCUGGGCCUGGCCAUGCUCACCCUCCUGCCGCCUGCCGCCACCCAGCCACCACCUGCUGCCCUCCGUGCCGGCCACGCCGCCUCCUCGCUGCCUGCCACUGCUGCCGCAUCGUGCACCAGGUACCUUUUGUAUGAUGUAAAUCCUCCUGAAGGGUUCAACCUUCGCAGAGAUGUCUAUAUUCGCAUUGCUUCCCUUCUAAAGACCUUGCUGAAAACUGAAAAUUGGGUGUUAGUUCUGCCUCCCUGGGGACGUCUUUAUCACUGGCAGAGCCCUGACAUCCUUCAGGUCCGGAUCCCCUGGUCUGACUUCUUUGACAUCCCAAGCCUCAACAAGAACAUCCCUGUCAUUGAAUAUGAGCAGUUCCUUGCAGAGUCAGGUGGGCCCUUUAUUGAACAGAUUUAUGUCCUACAAGGCUAUGCAGAAGGAUGGAAAGAAGGAACAUGGGAAGAAAAAAUAGAUGAAAGGCCAUGCAUUGAUCAGCUUAUGUACUCCAAAGACAAACACGAGUACUACAGGGGAUGGUUCUGGGGUUACGAGGAAACACGGGGCCUAAAUGUCUCUUGUUUAUCAGUCCAAGGAUCUGCCUCCAUUGUGGCUCCCAUCCUUUUGAAGAACACUUCAGCACAGUCAGUGAUGUUAGACAGAGCUGAAAACCUUCUUCAUGACCACUACGGAGGGAAAGAUUAUUGGAAUACCCGUCGGAGCAUGGUGUUUGCUAAACACCUCCGUGUAGUGGGAGAUGAGUUUAGAAACAAUUAUCUUCAAUCCACAGAUGAGGCAGACAGGACUCAUUACAAGGAGGACUGGACACAGAUGAAGGUUAAGAUGGGCACAGCUCUAGGUGGUCCAUACCUUGGGGUUCAUCUCAGAAGGAAAGACUUCAUUUGGGGUCACAGAGAAGAUGUGCCUUCCCUACAAGGAGCAGUAAAGAAAAUCCACAGCCUCUUGGAGAUGCAUAAACUUGAAAAAGUUUUUGUAGCCACUGAUGCUGUUGAGGAAGAGAUUGAAUUGCUCAAGAAACUGCUGCCUGAGAUGGUGAGGUUUCAACCCUCUUGGGAGGAGCUGGAACUCUACAAAGAUGGGGGCUUGGCCGUGAUUGACCAGUGGAUCUGCGCGCAUGCAAGGUAUUUUAUAGGAACCUCAGUUUCAACGUUUUCCUUCCGGAUCCAUGAGGAAAGGGAGAUCUUGGGAUUUGAUCCAAAAACAACUUACAACCGAUUUUGUGGUGAAAAAGAACAAAACUGUGAGCAGCCAACUCACUGGAAAAUUGUGUACUAAAAUACAGAGAAAUCCAUAGUCUUCAA